Molecule: messenger RNA, 2575 nt
Organism: Chinchilla lanigera (long-tailed chinchilla)
Lineage: Eukaryota; Metazoa; Chordata; Mammalia; Rodentia; Chinchillidae
Gene: Stac2
Product: SH3 and cysteine rich domain 2
Biological process (GO): positive regulation of protein localization to plasma membrane; positive regulation of voltage-gated calcium channel activity; skeletal muscle contraction
Cellular component (GO): extrinsic component of cytoplasmic side of plasma membrane
Molecular function (GO): protein binding
Source: RefSeq, a predicted model, not a curated record
CGGACCCUCGGUCCCCGCGCCUGGGGCCCCCGCAACUUUUCCCGCCCGAGCCCCGGGGCGGGCGCUGCUGUGUCCGGGCGGGGGCCCCCUGGGGGUCCCGGGGCUUGAUACCCGGGUGGGCGGCGGGGUCCCUGAGACGCCUGCCGUCGGGGCCCGGCCACGUCCCCGACCAUGACCGAGAUGGGCGAGAAGGAGAACGAGCCCGAGGACGCGGCGGCGCGCAGCCCCCCGGGGACUGGACCCGCGACCCAGGAAACCAAGCUGCAGCGGUUCAAGCGCUCGCUGUCCCUCAAGACCAUCCUGAGGAGCAAGAGCGUCGAGAACUUCUUCCUGCGCUCCAGCUCUGAGCUCAAGUGUCCCACUGAGGUGCUGCUCACACCCCCGACCCCGCUGCCCCCGCCCUCCCCACCGCCCGCGUCCACCCCAGCGCCCUCCCCGUGCCCAGCGCUGCGCCCCCCAGCACCGCUCAAGACUUCCAGGCUGCACAGCUUCCAGGAACAUGUCUUCAAGCGCGCCAACCCGUGCCAGCUGUGCCAUCAGCUCAUCGUGGGAAACUCCAAGCAGGGCUUGCGCUGUAAGAGCUGCAAGGCCAGCGUCCACCUCUGGUGCUCGGAGGAGAUCUCCCGCCAGCAAUGCCCGGGCAAGAUGUCCGCCUCCUUCCGCCGCAACUUCAGCUCCCCCCUCCUGGUGCAUGAGCCGCCACCAGCCUGUGCUGUGAGCAGAGAGUCCCCACCCACCGGGCCCGGCGGGAAGGUGGACCCAGUGUAUGAGACCCUGCGCUACGGCACGUCCCUGGCCCUGAUGAACCGCUCCAGCUUCAGCAGCACGUCCGAGUCCCCCACGCAGAGCCUGAGCGAGCGCGAGGAGCUGACCGAGGACGGGGAGGGCAGCAUCCGCAGCACCGAGGAGGGGCCCGGGGACAGCGUAUUCACAGCCCUGGCCGAGAGCGAAGAGUCGGGAGCAGAAGAAAGGAGCCCUGGACAGCAGCCCCCCAAGGCACCCCUGCGGAAGGAGGUGGGGCCCAUGUACUCCUAUGUUGCACUCUACAAGUUUCUGCCCCAGGAGAGCAAUGACCUGGCCCUACAGCCUGGAGAUCGGAUCAUGCUGGUGGAUGACUCCAACGAGGACUGGUGGAAGGGCAAGAUCGGCGACCGCGUGGGCUUCUUCCCGGCCAACUUUGUGCAGCGGGUGAGGCCGGGCGAGAGCGUGUGGCGCUGCUGGCGGCCCUUUUCGGGAAGCAAGGAGCAGGGUCAUCUGAGCCUCAAGGAGAACCAGAUCUGCGUCGGUGUGGGCAGGAGCAGAGAUGCGGACGGCUUUAUCCGCGUCAGCAGCGGCAAGAAGCGGGGCCUGGUGCCGGCUGACGCCCUGAACGAAAUCUGACAGCCAGGAGAGUAGACGCCCACGCGCCUGGCUGGCCCUGCAUCUGGCCAGGAGGGGCGCGGGCAUCCUGGCAGCCGCUUCCUCUGCCCCUCUGCUGGGACCCUGAGACCUGGGAAGGUUUUAUUUCCUGGGUGGGGCGCCCUGCUGGAUUGAUCCCCUGGGACUGCAAGGAAGUGGGGAGCUGUAGGUACGUCCCCCACAGUGCCCGGGUACCCCAAAUCUGGCCACUGCUGAGUCCUGUCCUGGGGGGACCCCUGGGAUACCCAGACCCCCCACGUGCCCACACGGCCUCUGCAUGCCUGAACCCACGCCUCAGAGCCUCUGCCUGGGUCUACUUACACCCGCCCCUUUGCAAGUGGCGCUCUGGGGGGCUUGCUGCACCCCUCAGCCCUCCGCCCGCUGGGGAGGGGACCCAGUGCCACGGCAGGGCCCCGAGUCCACCUCUCUUGGUCUCCAUGUCUUGGUCACCCUUCACUUCUCAGGAAAGUUCUGCAGGAAUCUCUCCCAUUACUUGAAACCUGGGCCUACAGAGUGGGGGAGGGCAGAGGUCUCGGCAGAGGUGACGAACUGCGACUGUCCCCUCAAGUAGGACCAUCACCGCGGCGCAGUUUGGGCCCAGAGGCCAACUGAGAACCAGACCCUGCUCCAUGCUUGGUCCAAACCGCCCUGUGUCACUGUCGGGUUGCCCUGACGACAGCAGCCCCCCCCCCCCAGCUCUGCAGGGCAGGGGCUGAUUCUGGGGAGUCCCUUUGUGGCCCUGUCUGCCCCUUUGUCCCGGACACAGCACCCGAGGAAGAGGAAGAGGGGACAGACAAGGAUGAAGCAUUUUCCUUGGGUCCCAGGAAAUGAGGGGAGCGGGACCCCGGGGCUCAUCCCACCGGACCUCUCCCUUGUAGGCUGCUUUUCUCUGGUGCCAGCUUUCCUCCCCCAGGCUCAGCCUCCUUGUGCCCCUGGUCAUGCCAGCCAAUGCCACCCCCUCCCGGGCACAGUCACACCCCCAAGUGAGAGGCACCCAGGUUCUCCUCCCCUCUUCUCCCCCGCAGAGGGGGCUCAAGCCACACUGCCCUGUUUGCUGCCAUGAGGCCCCCCAGCGACACCCCCGGGGCGGCCGAUGCCCACUGUACACCAGGCUGCAUGGCGGGUCUGCCCGGCCCUGCGGAGCCCCAGGCCCCAAUUAAACGUGUCUUGUUCCAGC